Molecule: messenger RNA, 2136 nt
Organism: Morone saxatilis (striped sea-bass)
Lineage: Eukaryota; Metazoa; Chordata; Actinopteri; Moronidae
Product: myosin heavy chain, fast skeletal muscle-like
Cellular component (GO): myosin complex
Source: RefSeq, a predicted model, not a curated record
AUGGAGAUUGAUGACCUCUCCAGCAACAUGGAGGCUGUUGCUAAAGCAAAGGGCAACUUGGAGAAAAUGUGCCGUACUCUUGAGGACCAACUGAGUGAACUCAAAUCCAAAAAUGAUGAGAAUGUCCGCCAGUUGAAUGACAUUAACACACAGAAGGCCAGACUGCAGACGGAGAAUGGUGAGUUUUCCCGCCAGCUGGAAGAGAAGGAAGCUCUUGUUUCCCAGUUGACCAGGGGCAAGCAGGCCUACACUCAGCAGAUUGAAGAGCUUAAGAGGCAUGUUGAGGAGGAAGUUAAGGCCAAGAAUGCCCUGGCCCAUUCUGUUCAGUCCGCUCGCCAUGACUGCGAUCUGCUCAGAGAGCAGUUUGAGGAGGAGCAGGAGGCCAAGGCUGAGCUGCAGCGAGGAAUGUCCAAGGCCAACAGUGAGGUGGCUCAAUGGAGAGCUAAAUAUGAGACUGAUGCUAUCCAGCGCACAGAGGAGCUGGAGGAGGCAAAGAAAAAGCUGGCCCAGCGCCUUCAGGAGGCUGAGGAACAGAUUGAGGCAGUGAAUUCCAAGUGUGCUUCUUUGGAGAAAACCAAGCAGAGGCUCCAGAGUGAGGUGGAGGACCUCAUGAUUGAUGUGGAGAGAGCCAAUGGGCUGGCUGCCAACUUGGACAAGAAGCAGAGGAACUUUGACAAGGUCUUGGCAGAAUGGAAGCAGAAGUAUGAGGAGAGCCAGGCAGAGCUGGAGGGAGCUCAGAAGGAGGCUCGUUCUCUCAGCACUGAGCUCUUCAAGAUGAAGAACUCUUAUGAGGAGGCUCUGGAUCACCUGGAGACCAUGAAGCGUGAAAACAAGAACCUCCAACAGGAGAUCUCAGAUCUGACUGAACAGAUUGGUGAGACUGGCAAGAGCAUCCAUGAGCUGGAGAAGGCCAAGAAGACUGUGGAGACUGAGAAGUCUGAAAUUCAGACCGCGUUGGAGGAAGCUGAGGGUACACUGGAGCAUGAGGAGGCCAAGAUUCUCCGUGUUCAGCUUGAGCUCAACCAGAUCAAAGGUGAGGUUGACAGGAAGCUGGCAGAGAAGGAUGAGGAGAUGGAGCAGAUCAAGAGGAACAGCCAGAGGGUGAUCGACUCCAUGCAGAGCACUCUGGAUUCUGAGGUCAGGAGCAGGAACGAUGCCCUGAGAAUCAAGAAGAAGAUGGAGGGAGACCUAAAUGAGAUGGAGAUUCAGCUGAGCCAUGCCAACAGGCAGGCUGCUGAGGCCCAGAAACAACUGAGGAAUGUCCAGGGACAGCUCAAGGAUGCUCAGCUGCACCUUGAUGAGGCUAUUAGAGGCCAGGAGGACAUGAAGGAGCAGGUCGCCAUGGUGGAGCGCAGAAAUGGUCUGAUGGUGGCUGAGAUUGAGGAGCUGAGAGCUGCUCUGGAACAGACAGAGAGAGGACGCAAAGUGGCUGAGCAGGAGUUGGUUGAUGCCAGUGAGCGCGUCGGACUGCUUCACUCACAGAACACAAGCCUUAUGAACACCAAGAAGAAGCUUGAGGCUGACCUUGUCCAGGUUCAGGGUGAAGUGGAUGAUACUGUUCAGGAAGCAAGAAAUGCUGAGGAGAAAGCCAAGAAGGCUAUCACUGAUGCCGCCAUGAUGGCAGAGGAGCUGAAGAAGGAGCAGGACACCAGUGCUCACCUGGAGAGGAUGAAGAAGAACCUGGAAGUCACAGUCAAGGACCUGCAGCACCGUCUGGAUGAGGCUGAGAACCUNGGCAAGAAGCAGCUCCAGAAACUUGAGUCAAGGGUGCGUGAGCUGGAAACUGAAGUUGAAGCUGAGCAAAGACGUGGAGCCGACGCCGUUAAAGGAGUCCGCAAAUAUGAAAGAAAAGUGAAGGAGCUGACGUACCAGACUGAGGAGGACAAGAAGAAUGUGACCAGACUUCAGGAUCUGGUGGACAAGCUGCAGCUCAAAGUCAAAGCUUACAAGAGACAGGCUGAGGAGGCUGAAGAGCAGGCCAACGGCCACAUGUCCAGGCUGAGAAAGGUUCAGCAUGAGCUGGAGGAAGCUCAGGAGCGCGCCGACAUCGCAGAGUCGCAGGUCAACAAGCUGAGAGCCAAGAGCCGGGAGGCUGGAAAGGUAUCUUUUGCUGAUUGUGGCGAGCCUGCUGAGUAA